Messenger RNA from Pezoporus flaviventris, 906 nucleotides. RefSeq names its product complement C8 gamma chain (gene C8G). Gene Ontology annotation, cellular component: membrane attack complex. The transcript is spliced from 7 exons. The record is from RefSeq and is a predicted model, not a curated record. Gene Ontology annotation, biological process: complement activation. NCBI's taxonomy places the organism in Eukaryota, Metazoa, Chordata, Aves, Psittaciformes, Psittacidae. Bases 9 to 632 code for a protein of 207 amino acids.
CCAGCACCAUGCUGUCCCGGGCAGCGCUCCUGCUCCUCGCCCUGCUCCUCGCCGCCCCGCCGGGGCUGGGGCAGGGCCCGGGGCGGCGGCGGCGGCCGCCCCCUCCCCAGAGCCUGCUGGAGAAGGUAGCGGCCUCGGCGGAGCUCAGGCUGCCCGAGCUCGCAGGGAGGUGGUUCCUGGUUGGCAUGGCUUCCCGCUGCAGCUUCCUGGCCGAGCACAGCCACCGGCUGGAGGCCACGGCAGUGACGGUGACCACUGGUGACGGGCAGAGCCUGGACAUCAGCACUUUCAGGAAGCUGGAUGGGAUGUGCUGGGAGAUCAGGCAGCGCUACCUCCCUGCCCAGGCGCAUGGACGCUUCAUCCUGAAGGGCCGUGGCCAUGGCAGCAAGGUGGACAUGGUGGUGGGGGAGACAGACCACAGCAGCUAUGCCAUCCUCUAUUACCAGAAGGGCCGGAGCAUCUCGGUGAAACUCUACGGGCGGAGCAGCCAGGUCAGCGAUGCCGUCAUAGACAAGUUUGAGCAGCGUUUGAGGGCUGUGGGCCUGAGCGAAGAUGUGACCUACUACUUCCCUGUGUACGGGUUCUGUGACUCCACAGAUGAAUUUCACAUCCUCGAUGAAAUGAAGCUGUAGGUGAGGAUGGUGUUGCCAGGAGGUCCCCAGUGCUCAGUCUUUACCUCUUCCAGCUGCCCAUGGACACGCAGGACUGAGCUCGGGCUUAGGUCAGACCCUGCUGCUGCUCCAACAGCCCUGGAGCCAAUCCUGGGGUUCCCCAUGUCCUCCAGUGGCAUUGACAGCCACGCGGGUCCUUGUCCUGCCCCCCCCCCCCCCAGCUUUGUGUCACUCUGUGCUCUGCACCCUUGUGCCUGCAGCAGCAAUGACACCCCAAUAAACGCCUCUGAGAAGA